Messenger RNA from Acanthoscelides obtectus, 3197 nucleotides. The record is from the annotation of a GenBank genome assembly. Lineage: Eukaryota; Metazoa; Arthropoda; Insecta; Coleoptera; Chrysomelidae.
GUCAAAACUUCGUGAGGAAGGGGAAAUUCAAUCUGACAUCUGUCCCCGCUCCCUUCACUACGGGCUAGGGGAUCUCGCGAAACAAAUCUCUUAAAUAUUUGUGUAAAUAAACACACCACAUCACAUAAAAUAACUUUACCAAAGUAUCUUUUGGCACUACUUCACUUGCCUUGUUUCGAUUUUUUUAGACAUGACUGUUCUGCAAAUUUACAAAUUAGCUGAUAGUAACAAUCCACAAGCUAUCAUCAGUUUUUCAGAAAAAGGAGGAGAAUUUAAAUCUGUUAAGUGGCUCAUAUAUUUAUGCAAAUAUUAUCAACAUAAACCCCUGUUUCUAUAAAGCAGCAAACAGAAAACACAUAGAAAUAGUACCAAAAAAUGGUCGGAAAAAACUGCAUGAUGGCGAUUCUUUUGCAUUUUUAGCAGACAGCUUUUGGUUUAGGAUACAAUUAACUCCAGAUGGUCAACUCUCAAACAAAGACCAGUGCAAGUCAAUAAACAAGGAAACAUUAUUAGUGGGGAAACCAAAACCAAGUCAGCAGCAAAAACCUGAGCAAAAAUCAUGUGCAACUGAUGAUUUAACUGAACACAUAAAUAAAGAACUAAAACAGUGUGAUGUGCAAGAUGUGCCAGAUGAAUGCAUCAUGAAAACAGAAGAUGUACUUGAAAAAGCAGAUGUCCUGAUGUCAACUAAAUCUAAGGCUAUUAUAAGUGGGAAAAAGUACAAAUCUUAUGAGGAAAGUAUUGCUUCUGCUGGAAAACGUUUAUACAGUGAUAGCGAGACAACUACUGGAUGUUGCAAAAAAAUUAAAAUAGAGCCAUAUAUACCGCCAAAAAAAUUACUAGAACAUAAACCAGUUGUUGAUACUAAAAAAUUACUAGAAAAUAUAAGACAAAUUGUUAUCGAAGAUUACCCUGAGGCAACAAAUUUGUUAGGAGAUGAUUCAUUCAAAAACACAUGUAAAGAAAGAAAAAAUGUAAAAACUAAAGUAACUGGGAAAAUAAAAUCAGUGAAGUCACUGGAUAACAACUCAAAAUUUGUUAAACCUAAAAUCGUUUCAGAAGAAAUGGUAAAUGACAAUUCUGUUAAUGAUCCAACAGAGGCUUUGGCAAAUGAAAAAGUACCUUUAACAGAUAUCACAUCACUUGGAGAAUGUAGUACACAAGUUACUCUAUCAAAGAAUAAUAUACAAGAGGAAAGUGUUGAUCCUGAAAAACCUACUGGCAUUGUAAGUGCAACAGACCAACCUACUGGAAGUGGAAAAGUUCUUUAAUCACCUGGUGCCAUACUCUCAAAAAAAAGUGGAACACAGUGACACACGGAAAAUAGGUGGAGAACGCGGGUCAAUUUGAGUUUUUGCAUCAAACUAAUGGGUCAAAAAUGAUAUAAUUAUUUAGUCAAUGUUUCUUAAAAAUAAUAUUGAUUGACAAUUGGUAAUUUGAACAUCGCAUUCUCCCACCUCAACCCUGAAUAUGGCAUCCCUUGAUAACACAUUUUUUCCAAGAUUUAUAGUUUUCUUUCUUAUAUUUGCUCAAUCAAGCACCUCACAAAUUUCUUGAGGCGGCGUUCGCAGCACAGAUUAUUAGUACGGUAAAGAUAAUGCUCUGAUGACCAUCUGAUGAAAGUAGUCCUAACCAACUGUAAGCAGUAAUUUCUUUAUGAGAAACAAAACUAUAAUCACACCUAUUAUCAGUACGAUAUGUACACUACCUUUUUAGACUCGUAUUGCAUCUAUUUCUGAAUUUUAAAAGAAGUUUUUUCCAUUAUUCUUACAUAUCUAAAAAAGGGAGAAAUGUUUUAUUAGCCCUUGCUUUUGAGAAUGUGAAAAGCAGUAAACAUUGCUCAAAAUUACCACAUUUAACUUCCCUAACUGAACACUGUAUGAACAAGGCUUUUGUGCUACACCUUACCCUUUGUCAUAUCGUGUACCUCGUCUUUAACAUAGACUACAUUCCUUUUUCCAAACUCACUUCACUAAGAACAAAAUUACUCUUUUUACGUUACAUGUUUCUCGCUUCAUUGUCAUCAAACACUGUAAUGUCAUCAAUAUAAGCUUCAACUACUGGAGGGCCCUGAAAAUUUUCCUUGAAGGCAAGAUUAAAAAUCUCAGGUGAUGAGCUUAAUCCAUAAAUACGUUUAUGACAGCAUGUGCCAACAGCUAAAUGAUAGAAAUACUAGUUGUCCUCCCAUAUUGAAAAAUACUGGUAUUUUCCAUCUAUGAAACUACUUCUUCAAAAGUAGACAACUGAUAUAUGUAACUAUUCAAUUCAAAUGUUGUGGGUCCAAGCAUAAGCAAAGAUUGACUUUUUUCCAUUCACCAUUGAGCUACACCAUUCUGGGGGUUUUUGGACUUUUCUCUCCGCCCCUAAGUCAAAACGUGAUAAUGAGAAUGAAUUGGCACUAAGAAAAUUGGUGAAGUGUUUUAUUAUGCGAAUGUAAAUUUGAAGAAGCAUAAUUAUUCAGUUUAAGGUGGAGACUGGGCGGUUAGGAUUGGUCCAUUUAAUGCAAAAUCGACUUACUAUUGCUGUUAGACAUUAACAAAAAAUAAUUUUCUGAUUGUUUACCCAAAAAUAAUUGAAGCAAAGGUGCCAACAAAUAUCCCCAUGCUUUUGUGUUUUUUCUAUACUACAUAUUUAUAUUUUUUAUAACUUAUUCUUAGUAAGCCUUUUUAUGCUUAUCAUUUUUGGUGAAUUUAUUUUAUAUAAUAUAAAUACAUAAUUUUAGCAUUUUGUUUUUAAUUUUGAUGCUUCACAUUUUAUUUGGGAAAACACAAGCAUAGGUAAGGGCCUAUGAGGUAAGUAAUUUUGAUUAAGUCGCACUCUGACUAUUGUUGUUCCCUUGUAAUCUAGGCAACCUGGUAAAAAUCGAAUGAAGUUCCGGGGGAAAUUGUGAGUAGACAAAUUAUUUGCUAAAAACGUGUGAAAGUAAAAAAAGGGUUAGUGCCAAGAAAAAACGUUCCGCUUCGAUUUUAUACUCGCGAAAAAUAUGAUCAAAUACAAAGACAAGUAGUUUUGCAUAAACCAAACAAAGGACAAUCAAGGGCAUAUCCGCAAUAAAGGAACAGAAAUAGGAUUGGUAACCCGAGCGACGUACGUUUCUGCUUAUUGAUUUCAUCAGGCCCAAAUGGAUGUGCACCCAAAAAAAGACACAGAAGUGAAAACGAAUGCCCAUACAUCUGGAUAUAGGUGCAACCUGAAGG